This is a messenger RNA of Clupea harengus (Atlantic herring), 1392 nucleotides long. Its product is annotated as serine protease 27-like. NCBI's taxonomy places the organism in Eukaryota, Metazoa, Chordata, Actinopteri, Clupeiformes, Clupeidae. Gene Ontology annotation, molecular function: serine-type endopeptidase activity. The record is from RefSeq and is a predicted model, not a curated record. Gene Ontology annotation, biological process: proteolysis. Bases 1 to 1392 code for a protein of 463 amino acids. The transcript is spliced from 7 exons.
AUGUCGUUAUUGUCGCAUCGCUGCAUUGGAAUCUGUCGCCAUUUCCAGCUGGAGUUGGCAGAGAAGUUCGAAACAAACCUGGGCUGGACGACGAACCAUGAAUGGAUCAGUGGCAGUGAAGACGACUCGGACACCGAGCCCUCGGUGCUCGACCCCUCGGUGCUCGAACCCUCUGUGAUCGUCGUAGAAGGAGCGAUGUCAGCCUCUCUCCUCCAGUGUGUGGUAGCCCUUAACUCUAGCCUCUCUCCUCCAGUGUGUGGUAGACCUCCACUGAACACCAGGAUAGUCGGGGGGCCUCUGCAGAAGAAUGCCUCUGCAGGAAGUUGGCCUUGGCAGGCCAGUAUCCACGUUUUCGGCUCGCACUUCUGUGGAGGAUCCCUCAUCAAUAGGGAGUGGGUGCUGUCAGCUGCUCAUUGUUUCCCCAGUGUGGGUGCAGGUGAUCUUGAGGUGUAUUUGGGUCGGCAGAACCAGGAGGGCAGCAACCCAAAUGAAGUGAAAACGACCGUGAGUAGGAUCAUCAGCCAUCCCAGUUACGACAGCUUCACCAGGGACAACGACAUUGCUCUGCUUCAGCUCAGUGCCCCAGUCACCUUCACUGACUACAUCAGGCCUGUGUGUCUGGCUGCCAGUGGGAGUGUGUUCAUCAACGGCACCGGCAGCUGGGUCACUGGCUGGGGAAACAUCGGGGAAGGAGAAUCCCUUCCAUCCCCUGGGACUCUACAGGAAGUGGAGGUGCCUGUGAUUGGGAACACACAGUGUAGCUCUUUGUAUGGAGUCGGCGCAGUCACAGACAACAUGAUCUGUGCUGGUGUACUCGCUGGAGGAAAUGAUUCAUGUCAGGGAGACUCAGGAGGUCCACUGGUGAGCAAACAGGACUCUGUGUGGGUCCAGUCCGGUAUCUUUAGUUUGAGCUGUGUUGAACCCAGUUUCCCUGGUGUUUACACCAGGGUGUCCCGUUAUCAAAGCUGGAUCAACUCCUUCAUCAGCAGUGACCAACCAGGCUUCAUCCAGUUCACUGGGCCUCCUCCUCCUCCAGCUACCACUGUCUCCUCUCCUAGUGCAUCUACAGCCCCAGUGCCCACCAGCACGUCUACGCUGCAAAGAAGUUCUUGUCACCCCCAAACAACUGACAACAUUGCUAUUCCCAUGGUGACGGUAAUAUUUGAAGUGAAGAACCUCUCGGCCAGCAGUGAUCUGUUUCAGCUCAUUACCGAUGAGUUCAAGGACACAAAGUGUGUCUUAUACGUCUUACUGAAAAAAUACAAAUAUGAGAAACAGAAAAAUGGGAACAUAAGACCCUGGAACCAUGAAGACCUAGGGAACAUAGAACCCUUAGAACAUAAGGGCCGCUGGAGGAACCUAGAACCUAGGAAUGACAUCACUGAACUGUAG